Pogona vitticeps (central bearded dragon) is the source of this 1788-nucleotide messenger RNA. NCBI's taxonomy places the organism in Eukaryota, Metazoa, Chordata, Lepidosauria, Squamata, Agamidae. The record is from RefSeq and is a predicted model, not a curated record.
AUCCUGUCACAUAAUGGUGAUGGUGUGACAGAAAAGCUUCCUGCCAUGGAGUCAGCAGGAAAGGAUGGAGGUUCUGGUGAUGAAAUGGAUGCAAAGCCGACUAGACUAGAUCGAUUUUCAAUCUUUCCAAAAAGAAAGAAGAAUGGACAGGAUCAGCAGCCAGAGGCCAGUAGCCAGUAUCGAAUUGUUACCCCAACAUUCCAGUACGAUAUGGAUUAUAAGAAACUUGGUAAAUGCAUUAUAGUAAACAACAAGAACUUUGCAAGAGAAACAGGGAUGGGUGUACGAAAUGGCACUGAUAAAGAUGCUGGGGACCUGCAAGAAUGUUUCAGAAAUGUCGGGUUUGAUGUUACUGUGUACAACGAUCUCCGCUGUGAUGAAAUGGAAGAAAAACUUGGUAAAGCUGCAUCUGAAAACCACAGUGAUGCUGCUUGUUUUGCCUGCAUCUUACUGAGCCAUGGAGAGGAGGGUCUAAUUUAUGGCACAGAUAAAGCUAUGGCAAUCAAGGACCUGACAUCUCUUUUCAGAGGAGACAAGUGCCAGAGCCUUGUUGGAAAACCAAAGUUAUUUUUCAUUCAAGCUUGUCGGGGUUCUGAAUUUGAUGAUGGUAUUCAGACCGAUUCAGGUGCUUCAGAUGAUGCCCUGGAAAUGGAUGCUAAUCCAAGAUACAAGAUCCCAGUAGAAGCAGAUUUCUUGUAUGCAUAUUCCACUGUGCCAGGUUAUUAUUCUUGGAGAAAUCCAGGAAAAGGCUCCUGGUUUGUGCAGUCUCUUUGCUCUGUUCUGAACAAGCAUGCGAAAGAUUUGGAGAUUCUGCAGAUUCUGACCAUGGUUAACUACAGGGUAGCUAGAAACUAUGAAUCACAGUCUGAUGACCCCCGCUACAGUGAGAAGAAGCAGGUUCCAUGUGUUGUUUCUAUGCUAACAAAGGAGCUGUACUUUGGCAGUCUGGGUGAUAUGGGACAAUGAGAUGCUGAAGGUGCCUUAUUUCCACCCCCACCAUGCCAGACUGGAAUAUUUGACAAAUCUUUUACUCAGCUCACCUAAAUGCGAAAAGCAACUAUGAACCUAAUUCUUGAAAUAGUACGAUUCUCUUGAAAUAUGCAAUACCAGAAUUACCUCAGUUGAUUAUAAUACAACCCUUUCCCAUAUACCACCUGUAUGUGCAUAUGUUGGUAGUUGCUUCUUUGUUCCUGUCAUGACUAAAAAGAAUUAUGUUAAUAGUAUUCUUGCUUCACUUAAUGUGGGAUCUCUUUUUUUCCCCUCUCGUAUAAAAAAAAUCUCUUUUUUCCUGUAUUCAUUUCUUUUAUUUUGUUUCUAGUGCUGUAUUGCCACAUGGAAACCACUGUGGUUUUUUUCCUUAAAUGUUGCCAUUAGUUAUCUGCAGAGGAGAAAAGGGAGGAUUUGAAUCAUACAGGUUUAUGGCCAAAGCAUACUGGAACUUCCAGUGAUUAAAAGUUGAAUGAUAUCUUCAGUGUUUAGGUUUUGAACGACUUUGUUGUUCAACCCAUAUUUCUUGGUCUCAGUGUGAAUGUAAAUGAAAAGUAGUCAGCGUACAGCUUCCUAAAUCUAUAACUCCCAGCUUUCCCUCGCCAUUCGCUGUGGUGGCUAGAGCUAAAGGGAGCUGCAGUCCAGCUAACCUGGAGAACUACGCUUUGCCCAACCUGAUUGAUGGUUUUGUGGGCUAGGUCCAGAUGUAGCCAUGCUUAAGUCCAUGGAAAUUAUGACUCAAUUGUAACUGAUUUCAGUGAGACUAGUCUAAGCAGUCAAUGCUUGGCUCCAACCCGCUGA